This is a messenger RNA of Alnus glutinosa, 4752 nucleotides long. RefSeq lists its product as uncharacterized. The record is from RefSeq and is a predicted model, not a curated record. Lineage: Eukaryota; Viridiplantae; Streptophyta; Magnoliopsida; Fagales; Betulaceae. Gene Ontology annotation, molecular function: protein binding; acyltransferase activity.
UCAACUUUUAUUAAUGUUAUGUCAGCCUUUUCGCCACUUUCGUUAGCUUCUUUAACAUUUUUGGCCAUGAAAGACAGGUGGCAUCAUCUGGUGUUUAGUGGACACGUGGCAGAAUCUCGGUUGUGUUGGGAAAUUGUAAGGAAAUUGACUGAACUUGCUGAAGAAUUGAAAGGGCUUCUAUAAACUGUAAAACUAAGCAAAAUUCGUUUCAUGGCCGCCGUUCCCAAUUCCCACAGUCGAUUAUAUACACUCUUUAGAAAGCAAUUCUUCAAGCCUCAUGAAUCAACUUCCAGGUAUUAUUCUUCUCUACAGACCUCUACCCACAGUGAGAACGAUGACGAAGACGACGAAGAGCUGGACCAGGGCCACAGUGUUGAACCCAAACCACCCACCAAAACCAGAAGGGCUCGAGCCAUGGGUCGGCUCAUCAACUCCAAGCCCUGGUCGGAUGACCUUGAGUCCUCUCUCUCUUCACUCUCGCCCUCACUGUCCAAAACAGUGUUCCAGACCCUCCGCCUUAUCACAGCCCCAUCCAAAGCCUUUCAGUUCUUCAACUGGGUGCAGAAAAUGGGUUUCUCUCACACUGACCAGUCGUAUUUCAUGAUGCUAGAAAUCUUGGGUCGAAAUAGAAAUCUCAAUGCAGCACGAAAUUUGCUGUUUUCGAUCGAAAAGAGGUCUAAUGGAGCUGUUAAGCUCGUGGACCGGUUCUUUAAUAGCUUGAUUAGGAGCUACGGUCGAGCCGGGUUGUUCCAAGAGUCUAUAAAGCUUUUUACGACGAUGAAGUCGCUUGGUGUUUCACCUUCUGUUGUUACAUUCAACAGUCAUUUGUCGAUUUUGCUUAAACGGGGUCGAACUAAUAUGGCAAAGAGUGUGUAUGAUGAAAUGCUUAGUACAUAUGGUGUUACCCCGGAUACAUAUACGUUUAAUAUUUUGAUUAGAGGGUUUUGUAAGAACUCAAUGGUUGAUGAAGGGUUUUGGUUUUUUAAGGAAAUGUCACGUUUUAAUUGUGAUCCGGAUGUUGUAUCGUAUAAUACGCUUGUUGAUGGGUUGUGUAGGGUUGGGAAGGCUAGGAUUGCGCAUAAUGUGGUGAAGGGUAUGGGGAAAAAACGCAUGGAUUUGAAUCCUAAUGUUGUUACUUAUACAACUUUGAUUAGAGGGUACUGUAUGAAACAAGAGAUUGAUGAAGCUUUGGUUGUUCUCGAAGAGAUGGCUAGCCGAGGGCUGAAACCGAAUGUAAUUACCUAUAAUACUCUAAUUAAGGGGCUUUGUGAGGCAUCGAAGCUGGAUAAGAUAAAAGAGAUUUUGGAGGGAAUGAUGGAAGUUGGAGGAUUUACUCCUGAUACUUGUACAUUCAACACAAUAAUCCAGGCGCAUUGCAGUGCCGGAAACUUGGAUGAAGCAUUGAAUGUGUAUAGGAAGAUUUCGGAGUUUCAUGUCCAACCAGAUUCAGCUACAUAUAGUGUUUUAAUACGUAGCUUGUGUCAGAUUGGGGAUUAUGCUAGAGCAGAGAAGUUGUUUGAUGAGCUAUCAGAGAAGGAAAUCCUGUUUAGGGAUGUUGGGUGUAAGCCUCUUGUUGCUGCAUAUAACCCUAUGUUUGAGUAUUUGUGUGCAAGUGGGAAAACUAAUAAAGCUGAGGGAGUAUUUAGGCAGCUAAUGAAAAGGGGAACGCAAGACCCGCCAUCAUACAAAACUUUGAUCAUGGGGCACUGUAGGGAAGGUACAUAUGAAGCUGGAUAUGAACUCUUGGUCUGGAUGUUAAGAAGAGAUUUUGUGCCUGAUUUUGAGAUCUAUGAAUCCUUGAUUGGUGGUUUCCUGAAGAAGGGAAAGCCUCUUCUUGCUCAGCAGACUCUAGAGAAGAUGCUGAAAAGCUCUCAUCUCCCGAAAACGUCUACUUUCCAUUCUGUACUUGCAGAACUUCUUGAAAAGGGUUGUGCCCAUGAAUCUGCCAGUUUUAUAAUGUUGAUGUUAGAGAGAAAAAUUAGACAAAAUAUUAGUCUGUCAACAAAUUGUAUAAGGUUACUUUUUGGUAGUGGACUGCGAGAUAAAGCAUCUCGGAUUGUUGGCUUGAUUUUUGAAAAUGGGUACAUAGUUAAGAUGGAAGAAUUGGUUGGUUUCCUUUGCCAGAGAAGAAAGCUGUUAGAGGCACGUGAAAUGUUGCUAUUUAGCUUGGAUAAGAAUCAAAAUAUUGACAUCAAAAUUUGCAACACAGUUAUAGUGGGCCUCUGUAAAAUGAAGAAACUUUCAGAAGCAUUUGGUUUGUACUAUGAAUUGGCAGAGAAAGGAGUACAUCAACAGUUGACCUGCCAAUAUGAUUUGAAAACUGCCCUAGACGCUGGGGGAAGAUCAGAUGAAGCUGGGUUUGUGUCUAAGAGGAUGCCAGGACAUGUAAAGGCAGAGAGAGAGAGAGAGAGACCUGAUAAUUCCAGGCCAGAUAUGAAGAAGAAACCAGAUGUUGAUGGGAAAAACUCAGAAGCAAAAAGUCUGGGAAAUGCAGGAAGUGUUGGUGAUGGGCUGAGGAGUUUGGAAGAAGAUAUUGCUCCUGCUUCUCUUCAAGAGAAGCUGUUCUUGCAGUUGCAAAAAGCUUGUGAAGCAGAAUUUAGUGGCUGUGGCGCGGCAGCAGGGGCGGGUGCCUUGCACCCUUGCUGUCCGCUGAGCCAUGGCAUGAGGAAGGCAUGCCAUGGGUGCAAGGAAGAUGAUUCGGUGCUGUUGCUUGGAAAAGGCUUAGGAUACGGAAGGGAGUUCGUGGUUGGACCAUGCUGGAGCAUGGCCAGUGCUAAUGAGGCCCAAGAGCUGCUGUGGGGCGCAGGACAUGUUGACGAGAGCUUGAGAGAAGUGGCCACGUGGUGGCACUGUCCUGCCCAAGUGAUGGUGCUGGGCAUGAGUGCAAUGAUUGCACUAGAAGGCUUCUGCAUGUGCUGGGCCUGCAGAAGGAUUGAGUGGGGCAGUGGAACCGUCAGGGGCGCUGCCCAGGCUGCCUACACCAAGGAAGAGUGCUGCAGGGCGAAUGUGGUUGCUGUGUGCAGCAGUGAUGCUGUCAUGGGCGCUGCCCAAGCUGGCUGCAGGGGAUGGCGUGUUGCAGUGGACAAAAGGGGUGCUGCAUCAUGCCUGCAUGAGCUAAGCACGUGGCAGUAUGAUGGCUGGGCAUUGGAGAAGCUGCUGUUGCCUUGUGUGGGUGGCUGUGCGCUUGCAGGAGGGCCUGCAUGGGUGCUGCCUUGUGGCAGUGCGCCAGACAUGCUGUUGGUUGAAUUGAAAUGGACCAAGGAUGCUUCAUACACGUGGCCCGAGUAUUAUGGGAUGCUGAGAUGCUGCUGUGCAGGAGAGGCAUGGAUGGGCGGAUUCAAAUGGGCUGGACCGACUUCACUGAGUGUGCUCCAUGCUGUGAGAGUUAGUGAGGUGCUGAUUGAGUUGGGAGGUGUUGCUCCCGUAAAACUAGAUGCUGCGUACUGUGUUGUGUUGUGCUCUGAGGUGUUUGGUGAUUUCCCUAACCUCGGGUUGGUGCAAAAGAACCUCCUAAAGCUUGCUGGACAGUGGCUUGGGAAGGUGUUGGGGCUGCUUAGGACUGCUUGUACCUCCGGCCUAAACAUGUCAAGGAUCAACGGCAAUGGCGAUCCUGACAAAUAUCCUUCACAAACCAGACGCCUUCCUUCUCCAGGGAAGGCAACAAUCCUUGCUUUGGGCAAGGCCUUCCCUAGCCAACUCAUUCCUCAGGAGUGCUUGGUGGAGGGCUACAUUCGUGACACCAAAUGUGUGGACUCCUCCAUCAAAGAGAAGUUGGAGCGCCUGUGUAAAACUACGACUGUGAAGACAAGAUACACAGUAAUGUCCAAGGAGAUACUGGACAAAUACCCUGAACUGGCAACUGAGGGUUCAUCAACGAUCAAACAAAGGCUGGAAAUUGCACACCCAGCAGUCCUAGAGAUGGCCAUGGAAGCGAGUCUUGCCUGCAUCAAGGAAUGGGGAAGGCCAGCCCAAGACAUCACCCACAUUGUCUACGUUUCUUCAAGCGAAAUCCGCUUACCCGGCGGCGAUCUUCACCUAGCCAGUCAGCUCGGCCUGAGGAACGACGUUGGCCGUGUAAUGCUAUAUUUCCUCGGCUGCUACGGCGGCGUCACCGGCCUUAGGGUUGCCAAGGAUAUCGCUGAAAACAAUCCGGGAAGCCGGAUUCUGUUGACUACUUCGGAGACAACUAUACUCGGUUUCCGCCCUCCUAACAAGGAGCGCCCUUAUGAUCUUGUAGGGGCUGCACUUUUUGGCGAUGGAGCUGCUGCUGUGAUUAUUGGAAGCAAUCCAUUAACCGAUCAAGAGUCGUCUCCUUUCAUGGAGCUAAACUAUGCUGUCCAACAAUUCUUGCCAGGGACACAUAAUGUGAUCGACGGGAAGAUCUCCGAAGAGGGCAUAAACUUCAAGCUUGGAAGAGACCUUCCACAAAAGAUAGAGGACAACAUUGAGGAGUUCUGCAAGAAGCUGAUGGCGAAGGGUGAUUUGAAAGAGUUCAAUGAUUUGUUUUGGGCUGUUCAUCCUGGUGGACCAGCAAUUCUCAAUAGGCUUGAGAACACCCUGAAAUUAACAAGUGACAAGCUAGAGUGUAGCAGAAGGGCAUUGAUGGAUUAUGGGAAUGUGAGCAGUAAUACCAUAUUCUAUGUCAUGGACUACAUGAGAGAAGAGUUGACGAGAGGAAGGGAAGAAUGGGGGCUUGCCUUAGCUUUUGGACCAGGCAUUACGUUUGAGGGCAUACUCAUCCGUAGCCUGUAA